AUGGCCACCAUAAGUCCAGCUGCAUGCACGCCUCAGGCGGUCAUGGCCCAUGCUCAAAAGCUCGGCGACGCUGACCCCGACUUUCGCUUCAUGGCACUGAAUGAUCUUCUGCAGAUACUAACUUCAGCAAACCCCGAUUUUCUACAGCAUGAUUUUAAUGUCGCCGGCCGCACUGUUGAUAGCAUCCUCAAGGCCCUGGAUGACCCUAACGGCGAGGUGCAAAACUUAGCCAUCAAGUGCCUAGGGCCUCUGGUCGGAAAAGUGCCUGCUGCGCUCGUGGGGUCCAUGGUCGACAAGCUGUCCUCACUCAAGUUCGAGAAUUCGGUCGACCAUGCAAUUUCAUCAUUGGCUCUACGUCAGUUGAUUAUCGCGCUACCUCGACCUCUUCCUGGGACCCCGGUCUCCAACGAAGUCAACAACGCAUACGCAGCCAUGAACCGUGUGCUGAUUCCACGGCUGAUUGGCUCCAAAGCCAAGACUCGUGCUUCUAGCACAGUCAACGAUAAAAUAAGCCUUCCAGACAUUCCUCCAGCGCUGGUGCGGGAUAGCAAAGAUAUAACCGUCGAGGGUGUGGAUGUAUUGAUUGAAGUUGUUCGCUGUUUCGGUCCUCUUCUUGACCACGAGGAAGUGGAAUCCAUGCUCAAUGUUGUAUUACGUCUUCUUGAUGGCGAACAUGGAAGCGCUGCUGUGAAGAAGCGAGCAGUAGUCGCCGUUUCAAUGCUCGCUGUGUACCUGUCUGACCAACAGUUGGCUAAGGUCGUCCAAACUCUCACAGAAGGACUAGCUCGCCCCAACGCCAGCUCCGUCUCGCGCCGUCUACACAUUUCCAUUCUUGGAAGCAUGGCUCGUUCAAUUCCUGCUCGUUUUGGAGAGCACCUGCCUCAGACGGCCAGUUUUAUCUUCAAUGAAUUAGCAGAGGACAAGCUCGACUCUCAUAUGCAGCAGCUGGACGAUGGCGACGACCUGGGCCUCGAAUUCAAUGAGGUCAGGGAGGCAGCCUUGGUGGCCCUCGAGGCCUUCUUGGCUUCCUGCCCGCAGGAAAUGCGACCUUUCACAGAUCUCGUUAUUUCAUCUUGCCUUCGCUAUUUGAAGUUUGACCCAAACUACGCAGUCGACGAAGAUGAAGAAAUGGAAGACUCGGCAGAAGAGGUAGAGGACGAUGAUGACGAGGAAUUCGAUGCUGAUGAUGGCUUCGAAGAUGACGACGAUGACGCAAGCUGGAAAGUGCGAAGGUGUGCUGCAAAAGCCAUUUAUACACUGAUAGCCACUCGUGGCAGUGGCGACUUGUUGGAGAAUGGUGUCCUGUAUACCGCGGCCGCGCCGACUCUUGUGAAGCGCAUGGAUGAACGCGAAGAAAAUGUUCGCCUUGAGGUCAUAUCAGCCCUUUCUCUGCUCGUUCGGAAGACUGGCGAGGGCUUGCAUACCGAGCGCGUCACUUUUGACGAACUUGAGCCCGAUGUAGUUGCCCAGAUACCCAUCAGUCGCAAACGCCGACGCCAGAGCAGUGGGGGCGGUUCGAACAUCUCCAAGUAUAUGAUUGGCACCGGGCUAGUCUCUCCUACCCUUGAGAAAGCGCCAAUGCAUGGGCCUCGCGCCGAACUGAUAACUUUGGUUCCCAGCAUCGUCAAGAUUUCGACCAACCAGCUCAAGGCCAAAACUGUCCACACAAAGCAAGCCAUGAUUAGCUUACUUGACGAUAUCGUGUCUGUGCUACAAGGUGGUCUGGCUGACCAUUUUGGAACGAUCAUAAGCCUCAUUUUGGAUGCUAUCAAGUCAGUCGGCUCUAGCUCAACUUCGGCCUCCCUCUCGAGCGCUGGAGGCAGCGCAUCUGCCACGCCUAGCUCGCUUCGAGUCGCUGCCUUGAAGCUAAUCAGUGACAUUUCCAAGACGCACUCAUCGGCUGUUUUGCAGCCUUAUCUGACUCAGAUUGUCGAUGGAGUCACACUAGCUGUUCACGAUCGAUUCUACAAAAUCUCAAGCGAAGGUAUUCGCACAUCGGAAGAGUUGGUCAAAGCCAUCACACCGCCCAGAUCGCGAGGAUCCGCAUUCAAAUACAAAGGAGAGCUCGACAAGCUCUACACAGUGAUCAUGGACCGAGCCUCUGCAAAUGAUGCCGAUGCAGAGGUUCGGCAGCGCGCUAUCCAUGGACUUGGUGUGUUGAUCUCUCGAACAUCAGCUGCCGAUAGUGACGCGCUAGUAUCGAAAGACAAGCGUGAGGCUGCUCUGACGGUUCUUCGUGAACGUCUAAGGAACGAAACAACCCGUCUUGCUUCCGUGCGCGCUGUCGACAACGUCGCGUCGUCCGCCAACGUUUUGGGCCAAUUGCAAAAAGGUUGGAUUCAGGAUGUGGCUUUGGAACUUGCUGCCCAGCUUCGCAAAGCCAACCGGCCGCUCCGUGGCUCCAGCAUUACCGCACUAAAACAUCUUGUUGUCUGCAAGGCUGCUGAGGACCAACUGGAAGCCGCCACCAUCGAGGGAAUUGUGUCAGCGCUCAUGCCGAUAAUCAGAAACGCCGACGCGCACCUUCUAGGCUCGUCUCUGCUCAUUUUGGCAGACCUGGUCAGGAAUCACGCGCAGCUUGUCAUGGUCGAUGAAACUGUCUCUGCUCUUUGCGAGCUUCUGAAGUCACAUCUUGCUGGAAUAGUCCUCGACCAACUUCUUACUCUCACCAGUGCUGUUGGCCAGAGCGGCACAGGAGGCCCUUUGAUGGGCGGGCUUUUGCAGAAUGUGAGCAUUGCUGGCGACCCAGUAGUUGUGGGAAAGGUGAUUGGAACCCUUCUGGUCACUGGUGGAGCUUCGUCUGGAGUGUCUGUGGAUAGCUUCAUUUCGGAGCUACAGAGCAGCUCGCAAGGUGAUGACGCAGCCCGCACCUGUCUUGCACUCGCAGUCCUAGGCGAGGCAGGUAUGAGACUGCGUACUGACUCGUCGUUGAGCCCCGAACUAUUCCUAGGUCAGUUCCGCAGUGAGCCUGACAAGGUUUCUCUGGCCGCCGCUGUCGCGCUCGGCCGUGCGGGUUCUGGAAACGUACCGAGCUUCUUGCCUACAAUUCUCAAAGCGAUGAGGAAAGGUGGAAACACGCAAUAUCUGUUGAUUCAAUCGAUCAAGGAGAUUUUGCAGUCAGUCUCCGACCAAUCAACCGACCUUCGGGACCAAGCCUUGCCUAUUUGGGAGCAGCUGCUUCAGGCAUCGGACUACGCGGAAAAUAGGGUAGUUUGUGCAGAGUGCGUCGGCCGUCUAGCAACACUGGAUCCAACCACUUUCAUGCCCAAACUUCAGACACUACUUAAGGCCAAGUCGACAGGUGUUCGUGGCAUGGCUGUGCAGGCGGUACGCUAUACACUCCCUGAGUGUGACGAGGCGUUUGAUGCUGUACUGCGUAAUGUGUUGAUCGAUAUGCUGCUUAUAAUGCUGCAAGACCAAGACAUGGAAAUCCGUCGCCUGGCAAUGUCGACACUGAACUCUGCAGCACAUAACAAGCCCGACUUCAUCUUGCCCCACCUCGGCCAACUCAUGCCAUUGGUGCUGUGUGAAACGACUUUGAAGCCGGAGUUGGUCCAUGAAGUAGUACUAGGACCGUUCACGCAUACUGUGGACGAUGGCCUGGAAGUUCGAAAGGUAGAAUUCCCUGUGAUGCAAUACGUUGUAAGUGCCUAUGAAACGCUGUAUGCGCUAAUGGAGACAGCCUUCAGCCGAAUCAACAACAUCGACUUUUUCGACCGUGUUGUUGCUGGCCUUGAAGACGACCACGAUAUCCGUCAACUUUGUAACCUUAUGGUCACGAAGCUCGUUGUCAUUGAUCCUGACGAGACAGCUCGACGUCUUGAGGCGAUUACCCGGAUUUACAGAGGCUUUCUAUCCACUACGCUUAAGGCUAAUUCCGUGAAGCAAGACUAUGAGAAGAAGGAGGAAACAAAUAAGAGUAUUCUCCGGGUUACGCUUCUUCUGGGCGAGAAGAUGAAGACGCUUACAGGCAAUGCUGGCGCGUCGAGUGUCUGGACAAGUUACUGGGAGUGGGUCAACGAUAAAUUUGAACUCCAACUUAAGGGCUUGCGUGAGGACAAUAAGGAGCUUCACAUGAAGAUGGUCUGA
Molecule: messenger RNA, 4089 nt
Organism: Cordyceps militaris CM01
Lineage: Eukaryota; Fungi; Ascomycota; Sordariomycetes; Hypocreales; Cordycipitaceae
Product: cullin binding protein CanA
Exons: 4
Coding region: 1-4089 (1362 amino acids)
Biological process (GO): protein ubiquitination; SCF complex assembly
Cellular component (GO): nucleus
Source: RefSeq, a predicted model, not a curated record